UUCCGAGACAAACAAAAUGUAAUCGACGAAAGAGAAGAAGAAUUGUAGGUGGUGAAACCAUUGAUCUCAACUCUUCACAGUCGGUUGCUCCCGAGCAUUCAAAGACUGACGAAGGGAUUGAUUGUAACCACUGUGGCACUGAUGUUGAACAACCUGAAACUGACUUACCAAUGAAUGAUCGAAUGGACAUCAGAAAUAGAGCUGUGUUUCAACAUAGUAGUUCUCAAGAAGGUGGGGUGGUUUUAGAACAGGAUGAUCUAGUGGACAAUGGAAGCAAGGAUGAUGUUCUCAAUGAAGUAGACCAAGCAAGUGGUAUGGUGAUGUUGGAUGUGAUCAUAAUGUUGAAGAUGACACUUGGCAUAUUGAUGGCAACAAGGAAGGCGAGGAUGAUUUGGGGCAAGACAUGGGUGGAGACUCAGUACAAAAUGAAGAAAUGGAUCAGGGGGAUGAUGAGGACUGGCAUGACAAUGGAGUUGACUCUGGAGGAGAUGAUGAAGAUGAUGAUUUUCAGCAUGGUGAUGGGGAGGAAGGAAAUGAACCAGAUGAUAAUUACCAGGGAUUCAGCCUUGAAGAUGGAAAUCUUCCAAUUUAUCCAGAUGCACCCAUCACCAAGUCACAGAGUCUACUGCUGAUAGUGUCCUAUGUCUUGCGGGAUGGUCUUUCUGAUAGUGCUUUGGAUGAUCUUCUUUCUUUGAUGAAUAUACACUGUCCAAACAGUGUUCCUACAUCAAAGUAUUUGCUGUACAAGAGUGUUGAAGAUUCAAUGUACGAGGUUCACUAUUAUUGCAUGGCGUGCACUGCAUAUCUUGGCCCCGAGAAAUUGACAAGGAAUUGUAAAAACUGCGGCAAUGAAUUCAGUGCAGACAUCUCAACUGCAGAGGGUAGUUUUUUUCUCAGGAUGCCCGUCAAAACACAGCUGCAAAGAAUGAUGAAAGUACCAGAAGUGGCAGCUGCCCUUGAAAAUCGAAAUAUUGAUGAAAUCUUGAGAGAAACUAACAUAAAUUACAUUGUUCAUGGUAAACUUUAUAAAAACCUUCUUCAUGAUGGCAUAAUAGGUCCCAGUGACUUGUCAUUAUUGUUCAAUACUGAUGGAGUUUCUAUUUUUAAAUCCUCCAAUUUUUCUGUUUGGCCUUUGUUUGCCACAAUAAAUGAAAUUUCACCACAUAUGCACAGGAAACAUAUGAUUAUGGCAGGUUUGUGGUUUGGAGAAUGUAAACCCAACAUGAAUACUUUCUUAAAACCAUUUGUGGAUGAACUUAGAGAUUUGGGAGCAGAUGGUUUGCACUCACCUCUUGGCCAAACCAGGAUUUUUGCUCUUUGCAUUACACGAAGACCAUCAUUUGUUGAUGCAAGGCUCGGCUGUUCAUCUGACUUUCUUGUAAAUAUUGACCAACAAGCAGAUAACCCAAAUAUUUGUAUUUAUCCAGGAGACAUCCUGCAAAAAUGUAUUUUUAUGAAAACUGAUGUUUCAUCUUACCUGUGCCCACUGCCUUCUCGGUUUUACUGGGAUUAAGUUGUGAAUUGAUGGUUACACAUGAAUGUUUUACAUGUUAGCAGAACUUGGCCCUCUAUAGAAUGCUAUAGGGCAGCCUAUAGAAUUCUCUCAAAGUCACCGUCAAGUCACUCUCAAGUCAUGAAUCGGCCACCAAUUGUUUGCAAGCUCACUUGAGAUUUGACUUGAGACUUGCCGAUUCAUGACUUGAGAAUGAUUUGACAGUAACUUAGUCCCACCUCUGGCAUAGGAUAUAGACGGUCCUACAGGAUUGUAUACACUGGCGUAUGGGUUGAACUGAUAUAACAUAUGCAUGUGUAGUUUCAGUUACAGAUGUUAUAGUAACCAUUUGAAGCAAACUGUCUGCAUUAAUGCUGACCUGUUUGGAUGUUUACAUCUAUACUUGUGUUUGAUGAUACUGCAGUUUCCAAGUUCCAUGGUUCGACAAAGAAAAUGAUAUAUGUGAUUAUGUAUAUACAU
This is a messenger RNA of Thalassophryne amazonica, 1972 nucleotides long. RefSeq lists its product as uncharacterized. Bases 404 to 1513 code for a protein of 369 amino acids. The record is from RefSeq and is a predicted model, not a curated record. The transcript is spliced from 4 exons. Lineage: Eukaryota; Metazoa; Chordata; Actinopteri; Batrachoidiformes; Batrachoididae.